Odobenus rosmarus divergens (Pacific walrus) is the source of this 471-nucleotide messenger RNA. RefSeq names its product developmental pluripotency-associated protein 3-like (gene DPPA3). Gene Ontology annotation, biological process: epigenetic programing of female pronucleus. The coding region runs from base 1 to 471 and encodes 156 amino acids. Gene Ontology annotation, cellular component: nucleus. The record is from RefSeq and is a predicted model, not a curated record. The transcript has 4 exons. Lineage: Eukaryota; Metazoa; Chordata; Mammalia; Carnivora; Odobenidae.
AUGGAUUCGCCAAAGCAGCUUUACCCAACCUGGGCCCUGGGGUCAUCUAAGAUGCCCAGUGAAGAGAAUUCCCAGGAAGGCUCAGGUACCUCUCAAACUAUCUCCGAAGUAUUAACAAAGAAUCUUGGUAAAUUGACUCUCGACUCUAGUAUCAAACUCCCUUCCCCUCUACCAGAAUAUCCAUCCCAGGAGCAGGGCAGAGAGAAGAAACCGCAGGGGCUGGUUGAGCGCAUCCUUAGCAGCAGCAGGAGGAGGAGGACUGGAGUAAGGACUUUGUUAACUGCUCGGAAAGAAAGGAUGGCAAGGAUGAUUCGAAUGAUUCAGUACCAGCGCUACCUCAGCCCGGGGCCCCAGCUUCAGAAAGAUCUACAGCAGAAGGAAGCUGAGGAGCCGCCGCCGCGCCACCGUCGCUCGCCAACGCCAGCGCCGCCUCUAGCUCGCCCAGCUCCAGCCCAAGGAGAAGGGGGGUAA